GUGUAUUUGACAAGUUCCUUCAAAAGGAGGUUCUUCAGGUGAGGCCAGUCAGUCACUCUCAGACCUCAGGAGACAUCCACCAGGAGCCGCUCAGCAGAAUGAAGAAGCUGAUCCUUGACUUAGACACCGGGGUGGACGAUGCUCAGGCCAUCAUGGUGGCCAUCGCCGACCCCGAUGUGGAGAUCUUGGGGAUCACCUGCUGCCACGGCAACACACCCCUGGAGAACGUCCUCAAGAACACGCUGCGUGUCCUGAAAGUCUGCAAGCGGCUGGAUAUCCCAGUGUAUCGCGGCUGCUCGACAUCCCUGCUGGGCCGCGAGCAGCACGCCGGGGAUUACCACGGGAAGGACGGCCUGGGUGACGUCCCGGAUGAGGACGCUCCGGGCCUGGAGCUGCUGCAGAAGAGGAAAGCCGCGCAGGCCUUGGUCAAGAUGGUGAAAGAGAACGCUGGAGAGGUGACUCUCGUGGCCACGGCGCCCCUCACCAACCUGGCGGUCGCAGUGCAACUGGACCCCUCCCUCCCCAAGAAGCUGAAGGCGCUCUACAUCAUGGGGGGGAACACUGAAUCCAGGGGUAACACCACCGUGUGUGGAGAGUUCAACUUCGUGGCUGACCCCGAGGCGGCCUACAUCGUGCUGGACCGCUACACCUGCCCCACCUACAUCGCCACCUGGGAGUUCAGCUGCAGGAACAGCCUGCCGUGGUCUUUCUGCGACGCUUGGCUGGCUCAGGACACAGAGAAGGCCCGCUUCAUGGAGAAGAUUGCGUGCCUCUCCAUGAAGAAAGCUCAGUCGGCAGACUAUCAGAAGGAGAUCACGGAGGGGAAGGGGUUCAACUCCUGCGACACCUACGCCGUGGCGGCCGCCAUCGACGACACCUUCAUCACCGAGAGUGACGAGGUUGCAGUGUCAGUGGAGUUGGAGGGGACCUACACCCGAGGCAUGAUGGUGCUGGACUACAUGGGUCUGCUCCAGAAGAAACACAAGGCGUUUGUGAUGAAGCAAGUCGACUUGGAGAAGUUCAAGCAGAUGUUCAUGAACUCACUGAAGUAGAAAAGUUAUACUGUCACAUGCCGAGGGCCUGACGUCAGUUUAAUAAAAAUGAAUAA
Cyclopterus lumpus (lumpfish) is the source of this 1108-nucleotide messenger RNA. Its product is annotated as inosine-uridine preferring nucleoside hydrolase-like. The transcript has 8 exons. NCBI's taxonomy places the organism in Eukaryota, Metazoa, Chordata, Actinopteri, Perciformes, Cyclopteridae. Bases 99 to 1052 code for a protein of 317 amino acids. The record is from RefSeq and is a predicted model, not a curated record. Gene Ontology annotation, molecular function: hydrolase activity, hydrolyzing N-glycosyl compounds.